UGAUUAUACAGCUAUUACAAGGAUUGCAUCAAACAUUGUAUCAGAUUCCCUAGGUAUAUUAUAUGAAAUCUUUGUAACUCAUUGUCUUAAUUUUCUUUCCGUGGUUUAAACGUUUUUUUCUCGAUGAGCAGGACUCCUCGGUGGGAGCCCAGCCACGUGGGCUGCGUCUGCGUCCGCGRACUACAUUUCCCAAAGCCCUCCGCUGGCGCGCCGACAGGAAGUGGCCGGAGCAUCUCCCGCCUCCACACCGAGGCGAAGAGGUUCUAUCCGGGGCCUUGGCGCUUCUCUUUCCUUUCGCGCCGGUUGCCGCUGCGGAGCGCGGCGGGUCCAUGUGCGCAGUGAGUGGCGCUACUCUUGCCCCAGUAGCAUCCGUGCUCCGGGUUUGACCGAGUCCGCGCUACAAUGGACCCCAAUACCAUUAUCGAGGCCCUACGGGGCACCAUGGACCCAGCCCUGCGCGAGGCCGCGGAGCGCCAGCUCAAUGAAGUAAGGACGCCCGGUGUAAUCUAUUUGAAAAAUAUGAUAACACAGUAUUGGCCUGAUCGAGAAACAGUACCAGGGGAUAUAUCCCCUUACACUAUUCCAGAAGAAGAUCGACACUGCAUUCGAGAAAAUAUUGUAGAAGCCAUCAUUCACUCUCCUGAGCUUAUCAGGGUACAGCUCACUACAUGYAUUCAUCACAUCAUCAAGCAUGAUUAUCCAAGCCGCUGGACUGCCAUUGUGGACAAGAUUGGCUUUUAUCUUCAAUCUGAUAACAGUGCUUGUUGGCUAGGAAUUCUCCUUUGCCUUUAUCAAUUGGUGAAAAAUUAUGAGUACAAGAAACCAGAAGAGCGGAGUCCAUUGGUAGCAGCAAUGCAGCAUUUCUUACCAGUUCUAAAGGAUCGCUUUAUCCAGCUUCUUUCUGAUCAAUCUGAUCAAUCUGUCCUCAUCCAGAAACAGAUAUUCAAGAUCUUCUAUGCUCUUGUUCAGUAUACACUGCCACUUGAGCUGAUAAACCAACAGAACCUGACAGAAUGGAUAGAAAUUUUGAAGACCGUUGUGAACAGGGAUGUUCCUAAUGAAACUCUUCAAGUUGAAGAAGAUGAUAGACCUGAGUUACCGUGGUGGAAAUGUAAGAAGUGGGCUUUACAUAUUUUAGCAAGACUUUUUGAAAGAUAUGGAAGUCCUGGCAAUGUUUCCAAGGAAUAUAAUGAAUUUGCCGAAGUAUUUCUGAAAGCAUUUGCUGUUGGUGUCCAACAAGUUUUAUUGAAGGUGUUAUAUCAGUACAAGGAGAAGCAAUACAUGGCUCCUCGAGUUUUACAACAGACAUUAAAUUAUAUAAACCAAGGAGUUUCCCAUGCCCUUACCUGGAAGAACCUGAAGCCUCAUAUACAAGGCAUUAUCCAAGAUGUUAUUUUUCCAUUGAUGUGCUAUACAGAUGCUGAUGAGGAACUUUGGCAAGAAGACCCUUAUGAAUAUAUACGCAUGAAAUUUGAUGUAUUUGAAGAUUUCAUUUCUCCUACCACUGCUGCCCAAACACUUUUGUUUACAGCCUGUAGUAAGAGGAAAGAAGUACUACAGAAGACUAUGGGAUUUUGUUACCAAAUUCUUACAGAACCAAAUGCUGAUCCUCGAAAAAAAGAUGGAGCCUUACAUAUGAUUGGCUCUUUAGCUGAAAUACUUCUGAAGAAAAAGAUUUAUAAGGACCAGAUGGAAUACAUGUUGCAGAAUCACGUAUUCCCUCUCUUCAGCAGUGACCUAGGCUACAUGAGAGCAAGGGCUUGCUGGGUACUUCAUUAUUUUUGUGAGGUGAAGUUCAAAAGUGAUCAGAAUCUCCAAACAGCCUUAGAGCUGACAAGAAGAUGUCUGAUUGAUGAUAGGGAAAUGCCUGUAAAAGUGGAAGCCGCCAUUGCACUUCAAGUGUUGAUCAGCAAUCAAGAAAAAGCUAAAGAAUACAUCACACCAUUUAUCAGACCUGUAAUGCAGGCCCUUCUUCAUAUUAUAAGAGAAACAGAAAAUGAUGACCUUACAAAUGUAAUUCAGAAAAUGAUCUGUGAAUAUAGUGAAGAAGUUACUCCUAUUGCAGUAGAAAUGACACAACAUUUGGCAAUGACGUUUAACCAAGUAAUCCAGACUGGUCCAGAUGAAGAAGGAAGUGAUGACAAGGCAGUUACCGCCAUGGGAAUUCUCAAUACCAUCGAUACACUUCUUAGUGUAGUUGAAGAUCAUAAAGAGAUAACCCAGCAACUUGAAGGGAUCUGCUUACAGGUCAUUGGUACUGUUUUACAGCAGCAUGUCUUAGAAUUCUAUGAAGAAAUCUUCUCUUUGGCUCAUAGUUUGACAUGUCAACAAGUAUCUCCACAGAUGUGGCAGCUACUGCCCCUUGUAUUUGAGGUCUUUCAGCAAGAUGGCUUUGAUUACUUUACAGACAUGAUGCCUCUUCUGCAUAAUUAUGUAACAGUUGAUACAGACACACUUCUAUCUGAUACCAAGUAUCUUGAGAUGAUAUACAGUAUGUGCAAAAAGGUUCUUACAGGAGUUGCGGGAGAAGAUGCAGAAUGUCAUGCAGCAAAAUUGUUAGAGGUCAUCAUUCUACAAUGCAAAGGGCGUGGCAUUGACCAGUGCAUUCCCUUAUUCGUGGAGGCAGCUUUAGAGAGACUGACAAGAGAGGUUAAGACAAGUGAACUUCGAACAAUGUGCCUGCAAGUUGCAAUUGCAGCUUUAUAUUAUAAUCCGCACCUCCUACUCAAUACCUUAGAAAAUCUUCGCUUCCCUAAUAACGUUGAACCAGUUACAAACCAUUUUAUUACACAGUGGCUUAAUGAUGUUGACUGUUUCUUGGGGCUUCAUGACAGAAAGAUGUGUGUUCUUGGCCUCUGUGCUCUUAUUGAUAUGGAACAGAUACCACAAGUUUUAAAUCAGGUUUCUGGACAGAUUUUGCCAGCUUUUAUCCUUUUGUUUAAUGGAUUAAAAAGAGCGUAUGCCUGCCAUGCAGAACAUGAAAACGACAGUGAUGAUGAUGAUGAAGCUGAAGAUGAUGAUGAAACUGAGGAACUAGGGAGUGAUGAAGAUGAUAUUGAUGAAGAUGGGCAAGAAUAUUUGGAGAUUCUGGCUAAGCAAGCAGGUGAAGAUGGAGAUGAUGAUGAUUGGGAAGAAGAUGAUGCAGAGGAGACUGCUCUGGAAGGCUAUUCCACAAUCAUUGAUGAUGAAGACAACCCUGUUGAUGAGUAUCAGAUAUUUAAAGCUAUAUUUCAAAAAUCCAAAAUGAUUGAGAAGCAUGGAGGAUACAAAUUCAGUGCUCCAGUUGUGCCAAGUUCUUUCAAUUUUGGAGGCCCGGCACCAGGGAUGAAUUGAGUUCUCAGUUUCUUUCCUGCUGUGUGAUUGUAGUGAAGAGCUUGUGUUCCUCCUAGUAGUGGUUCCAGAACUGGUUCAUGUUACCUACUCUAAUUGAUCAAUAGAUGGACAAAAAAAACCCAGGAGGUGGGACCUGAUCAUGCAACCUGGCACUGGAAGUGAAACCAGAGGGAUUUUUGUGGGGAGGGGGGUUAAUGUGGGGGUAUUUUCUUUAUUUUUUGAAGAAAGUAAGAUCCUGACUCUGAAGCUUCAAGUGACACUGUGGAAAUCUGAAACAAGAGGGUAUGUCAUGAAGGCAGCUUUUCUUUUUCUGAGGAAAAAAUAGGCAUGGGCUACAGGACUAUUUAAAAUGUCUCAUUUACAGUAUAAAGCUCAAAGGUAGAUGUAAUUUUUACACCUAUGAGUAUUUGUCCGAUUUCUGUCUCUUCCUCACCAUUGGGUAUCCUUUGUAUGUAAAUAAGAUAAGGUAAUAUGAUAGCCUUAUUCAGUCUUCAUUUUCAUUCAUCAAAGAUUGUUCCUAUGUAGAUUAUUGGACAUUUAUUGUAGCACUACAUAACUGAUUUAAAAAUCUGUAAAUGAAUUAGCACUUUCAUAUUGAAACAAGCCUGCUAGCCUAUGUAUAAAAGCAAAAAUGUUUGCUGUUUAUAAAAAGGGAUGUAAUAGGGUGGGGGGCAGGGGUAAUUUCAAGUUAUUAAUUUAAAAAUGAACUAGCAAUUUUGUAACUGGUAACUUUGUGGUACACUCACCUCUGAUAGUGACUUGAAUUCGGUAUGUAAAAAGGGGUUAGUGAUAUUUCAUUGCUGCUAAAAAUGGCAACUCCCUCUGUGUCCUGUUUUUUUUCUUAAAGCUCUCAGUGUACAAGUGAAUAUUUGGAUACAAGACCUUACUGUAACAAACAAGAAAGGUGAUAUCUGAAGCAUGUAAAUUGGAUAUAAAGUUCUGCUCUUAAAGAGUUGAUCUUAGAGUAUGGCUAAACAUCUAUAUAUGCAAUAUUAAAAGAAAUUAAUUCGGCUAUUAUGUCUUGAUUUGAUUGCAGUUUUGUUCCUAUUUAUAAUUUCUUCCCUUCAUUGACCUGUUUUAAUCCAAUAACAAGAAAAAAUGCAAAAUGCAUCCUUAACAGUUUACGUCAUCUGCCUAUUUCCCUUUGCACAGCUCCUCUGCCCCUCUUGAUGAUUGUGGUAUCUGACUCUUAUUUAUAGGCUGAAGGCACAUGGUUUGCUCCAAAAACCACUAUUGA
This is a messenger RNA of Urocitellus parryii (Arctic ground squirrel), 4570 nucleotides long. The record is from RefSeq and is a predicted model, not a curated record. NCBI's taxonomy places the organism in Eukaryota, Metazoa, Chordata, Mammalia, Rodentia, Sciuridae.